Paramecium sonneborni is the source of this 437-nucleotide messenger RNA. The record is from the annotation of a GenBank genome assembly. Lineage: Eukaryota; Ciliophora; Oligohymenophorea; Peniculida; Parameciidae.
UAUGGGAAAUCAUUCUCUUACAUAAUAUCCAGAUAUGACCCAUUCAAUUAUCAACGGUAAACAAGCAUCAGAAACAUUUUCAAAGGAUUUCUUAAGAAAUGCUCUUAUUUAGUAAGUUUAAUAAAGAGGAGGAUAAUUAUUAUAACUAUCUAGAGGAGCGAGUACAAUCUCAGGGGCUAUUGCAGUGAAAGAUCAUUUAAGAACAUGGUUUUUAGGUACAUAGUAAGAUAACUGGACAUCUUUUGGAGUAUGAUAUUUCAAUAUACAAGGUAAUAUCUGAUGGAAAUCAUUAUGGAAUUCCAAAAGGUAUAUGUUUUUCUUUGCCUGUUAUUUGUAAGGACUUUGAAUUUUAAGUCGUUGGAGAUGUAGAAUUAGAUGAUUUCUCUAAAUAAAGAAUUCAACUAUCUUUAGUCGAAUUGCAAAAAGAGUAAUAAUGA